This is a messenger RNA of Aspergillus nidulans FGSC A4, 1746 nucleotides long. Its product is annotated as FAD-binding oxidoreductase. The transcript has 5 exons. Bases 1 to 1746 code for a protein of 581 amino acids. Gene Ontology annotation, molecular function: flavin adenine dinucleotide binding; FAD binding. The record is from RefSeq and is a predicted model, not a curated record. NCBI's taxonomy places the organism in Eukaryota, Fungi, Ascomycota, Eurotiomycetes, Eurotiales, Aspergillaceae.
AUGUCGCCCCGUUUAAAGUCCCUGGUAGCCAUAUUCGCUCUCGUCUCACUCCCAUAUGCCCUAUCCGUAUCUUCCUCACCGUGCACCGAACUAGCCUCGCUUCUACCAGGCAAAGUCUUCCUCCCAAACUCCGCGACCUAUAACUCAUCAGGAAGCUCGUACUUCGCCCGUCAGGAGCAAGAGAUCCAUCCAGCCUGCAUCGUUGCCCCAUCCUCAGCAGAAGAUGUAUCCACCGCAGUUCAGCAUCUCGCCAAUCUCCCCAAUUCAAACUUCGCUAUCCGGUCUGGCGGCCAUUCCUCCAACCCUGGCGCCGCCAAUGCCCCUGACGGGGUUACAUUCGACCUAGCCCAACUAAAUACCAUCACCGUUCAUCCAGACACAGCAACCGUCGCCGUUGGGAGCGGCCUCUCCUGGCAAGAGGUGUACGAUGUCCUUGAUCCCUACGGCCUUGUUGUGCUCGGCGGCCGGACCGGCAUCGUAGGAGUGGGUGGUCUCUUGACUGGUGGCGGCCUUUCCACAUUCUCGCCGGAACUCGGCUUUGCCUGCGACAGUAUCGUAAACAUGCAAGUGGUUCUCGCCUCCGGCGAAAUCGUUGACGCCAACGAGACGCACAACGCGCCUCUCUUUUCCGCGCUCAAGGGCGGACAGAAUAAUUUCGGCGUCGUCACGCGAUUUGAUCUGGCGACUUUUCCACAGGAUGAAUUCUGGGGCGGCGCAAUCCAGUACCCGGCGUCCGCGAACGAAGCACAGCUGGACGCGUUCUGGAAGUUCAAGAACUCGACAGUCGAUCCGUACGCGGAAGUCGAGCAGAGCUUUUUGUAUAACGCGUCUGCGCCGUCUGCCAAUCCGGAAGAAAAGUAUUAUAGCUCGAACAACCUGUUCUAUACCCGGCCCGUUGCGAGUGUGGAAGAUACUGUCCUGCGAGUGUUUACAUCAAGCAACAUCCAUGAGCCGCAAGGGUAUAAUUCAGUGCGUGUGGCAAAUAUGUCGGACUUUGCGAGGGAGUUGUCGCUGUUUCAGCCGGUGGACCAGUACUCCAUCUACGCGACAACAACAUUCCGCCUGUCCCCCACAAUCCUGCAGCAGGUCCACGCGCUCUGGCGCUCCUUUACCAGCAUGCAACCCCAGUCUAGCGUGCCGGGGCUCGUCUCCUCCCUCACAUUCCAGACCCUGCCUCCUGUAAUUCGCUCCUCGCGCAACAGUCUCGGCUUCCCGCCGAACUCACAUCCCGAGGAAAACCUUGUCCUUGUGCUCGUCUCGAACUACUGGCCUGGCGGGGCCUACUCAAGAGCACUGCGUGACGGUACGCGGGCGCUGUUCGAGGAAAUUGACGCGUUGGCCAGGAGCGAAGGGCUGGACGAGCGGUUUAGGUAUAUGAAUUAUGCGGCCGAGUGGCAGGAUGUUGUUUCUGGAUAUGGCGAGGAAAGUGUAGAAGAGCUUUGGCGGGUUUCAAGGAGGGCGCGAAACAAUUGCAAGGUCCAAGCGAGCUUGCUGCAAGUAGACGUAGGGGCCGUUUUUGUCCUCUGCGAGGAGGGGCAGGCGCAGAACGUUAGGGAGGGGGCGUUCUUUGGCACGUCCUUUGGCACACAGAUAACGAGCUCCGAGCUUCCGCAAUUGGGGGGUGUCCUGCAGAACAAAGACCAUGCUAGUUAUGUAGGAGGAUGUGGAUAUGAGGUUAAGGGGUUAUUUUGGGAGUGGGUUGCGGACUGGACGAGGCGGAAGAGUUGCUGGGAAAAGCGCCUUUAA